AUGUUGAAGCUUGAACUGGGGGACUCGCUUUGCACCACCUUUGCUGGAGCAGACGGUAGGAAGCCACUUCGAAUCAAUCGUGCGAAAAUUUGGAGAUCGUACCGCGUGAGGCCACAUUUCUCUCUCUCUUUCUCUCUAGUAGUUGCGCGGCAUCAGAGGCAUAGAUGUACAUACGAGGAGCUCGACCGCAAUAGCAACACGCUUGCCCGCGGGCUCCAAUCAAUCUCUGUUCGGAAGGGUGACCGUGUGGCUGUCAUGCUCGGUAACUCGAUAGAAUAUGCAACCUUGACAUAUGCCCUUUACAAGCUGGGCGCCAUUCUGGUCCCCUUGAAUCCUUCUUUUAACGCAAAUCAAGUUGCCUCCGCGUUGAGCCAUCUGGGAGCAAGCCACUUGAUCAUCAGUGCUGAAGCAAACCUACCACGUCGCCAGCCUCGCGAUAAUACACCUCUUAUUAGGCACAUUGUCCCCGGAUUGAAUUCUGCGUCAAACAUUCAAUCGGAAUUGAUUCCAACACUGAGGCACGUAGUUGUCGUUGAUAAUUCAAAUGGCCGAUUUGACAUCACUCCAUACAAAGCUCUCACGCCUUAUUCAUCUAUAAUUUCUAACUAUCCGGAAGAUUGGCAGCAAUUGCCGGACCAGCGACUCUCACUUCACGAUAUAGUGAACAUCCAGUUUACCUCUGGAACAACAUCCAUGCCCAAAGCAGCCUGUCUGACACAUCGUUCAAUUCUGAACAAUGGCACUCAGAUCGGCGACCGAAUGCGUCUGACAGAGAAUGACAUUGUUUGCUGCCCGCCACCGCUAUUUCACUGUUUUGGAAGUAUUUUGGGGUUCAUGGCAACAGCAACACAUGGCUCGGCCAUUGUAUUUCCAUCAGAAUCCUUCAAUGGGUUAGCCGCUCUCCAGGCCGUGCUCGAAGAGCGCUGUACAGCAUUAUACGGCGUACCAACUAUGUUCAUUGACGAGCUGGGUCUCCUGGAGCGGAACGAGGUCGCUGAUCAUGACGGCUUCCCAUUUCUUCGUACUGGCAUUGCAGCCGGGAGCAGUAUCCCCGCGGAGCUGAUGCGAAAGUUGCACAAGACUCUAAACCUGACUGAGUUGACUAUCUGCUACGGCAUGACGGAGACAAGUCCAGUGUCUGCGAUGACGACUACUGAUGACCCUCUGGAGAAGAGAAUCACUACCGUGGGACGACUGAUGCCGCAUGUCGAGGCCAAGGUCGUGGAUCCAGCAAACCAUAACAAAGUCCUACCGAUUAACGUCAAGGGCGAGCUGGCCGUGAGCGGAUAUCUGUUGAUGAAGGAGUAUUGGGGCGCUCCCGAAAAGACAGCAGAGGUAAUGCUUGCAGAUGAGGAUGGCAAGGUUUGGAUGCAUACCGGUGACGAGGCAAGCAUGUCUUCCGACGGCUACAUAACGAUCACAGGCCGAAUCAAAGACCUUAUCAUCCGAGGAGGAGAAAACAUACAUCCUCUCGAGAUUGAGAAUUGCCUUCUGGCACAUCCCGCUGUUGCGGAGGCUUCGGUUGUAGGGGUUCCAGACGAGAAAUAUGGAGAAGUCGUGGCUGUAUUUGUGGUUCUUUCUUCGUCCUUCUCACUAUCGAAUAGCAGCAUAAAUUCAGAACGUCGCCAACAUGAUGAGGAGCAGGAUCGGUUCGAGGAUGAACUGAGGGCGUGGGUUAGGGAAACCCUGAGUAGUCACCUAGUGCCAAAGUUUGUGUUCUUUCUUCCUAGCUCAGAUGCCUUUCCAAAGACUGCUAGUGGUAAGAUUCAAAAGUUUAAGCUCAAAGAGCUUGCGAUUCAGUUGUUGGAGAAGCAACAGAAGGGUGCGAAAAUGGGGUGA
Messenger RNA from Talaromyces atroroseus, 1839 nucleotides. RefSeq lists its product as hypothetical. The record is from RefSeq and is a predicted model, not a curated record. Gene Ontology annotation, molecular function: medium-chain fatty acid-CoA ligase activity. Bases 1 to 1839 code for a protein of 612 amino acids. NCBI's taxonomy places the organism in Eukaryota, Fungi, Ascomycota, Eurotiomycetes, Eurotiales, Trichocomaceae. Gene Ontology annotation, biological process: fatty acid metabolic process. The transcript is spliced from 6 exons.